Pygoscelis adeliae (Adelie penguin) is the source of this 1818-nucleotide messenger RNA. It is a transcript of the gene MSLN, whose product is annotated as mesothelin. NCBI's taxonomy places the organism in Eukaryota, Metazoa, Chordata, Aves, Sphenisciformes, Spheniscidae. The transcript is spliced from 14 exons. The record is from RefSeq and is a predicted model, not a curated record. Gene Ontology annotation, cellular component: cell surface. The coding region runs from base 1 to 1818 and encodes 605 amino acids. Gene Ontology annotation, biological process: cell-matrix adhesion.
AUGCUACUGCUGGAGACCUGCAGCUUUUUGGUGAUGAACCAACAUCUCCCAGACAGAUUUGUUUGCUACUUGAGCCCCUCGGCAGUGAGCAACCUGAGCAGAGAUGAUGCUUUGAGCUUGGCCCAGAGGAUCAGUAAGAACUGCCCAUUGAACCUGACACACAGAGGAAUAACUAGAGAGAGAGCUCCCUCCUCCCUGACAACAGAGGAACUGCAGGUUGCAUCCUCUUUGGUGAGAAAGUUUGAGCAUUUCCCUCCUGCAAUCCUGCAUGCGUUGGGCCAGGCUGCAGUUGGGCUGUCCAUAUCCGACAUCGAAAAUGGCAUCAGUGAUAAAGACCUUGAAGCAUCUAUUCCUGCCCUGGGUGAAGUUCGCGGCUGGAACGCUGAGCAGUCCAGCACUAUUAUCAACAAACUGCUCAGCUCCGGCUAUCAGAUCCUGGACGGACAGAGCCUGGCAAAGCUAGGGAGCUUGGUGGCUGGCCUCAACAGCAGCACGCUUCGAAGUCUGUCUCCAGAAGUGAUCUUGGAAGCCAUUAAGUUGCCUGAGUUUGUUCAGCAAAUGGUGACCCUGCCCUCUGCUCUGAAAAGGACAUUUGUGGAAAAGGCUGCCAUGUUUUUCAGUGAUGUGAUAAAGACAGAGCCUGACUUCAGCAGGCUUUCCCAGUCAGUCCUCCAAGGCUUCACAUGUGCAGCUGCCAAUGAGAUGGAAGCAGAAAGAUUUCAGGAGCUGGCCAAAGUCAUGAAGAAGAAGAAUGUCAAGCUAGAAGAAGACCAGCUGAGUUGCUUAGUGAAGAUGGUGACGCUGCAUGGGAUUCCCAAGGAUUUAGAUAGCUAUCCUAAAGACCUGUUGCUGUUUUUAAGGCAGAUAACAGAGAAGGUUCUUAACGAUGACUUGAUGCCUAUUUGGUACACACCUGGGGAGUUACGUGCUUGCCUGAAGAACGUCUCUCUGGAGAAUCACCUCUCUCAGAUACUGACCUACUCCUUCACUACUCAGCAAUUAGCUGUGCUGAAGACGAAUCUGGAUGAGACGUAUCCUGAUGGGUAUCCUGAAAGGCUGAUCCCCAAACUGGGCCCUCUCCUUUCUUUCAUCACCCUUGAGGACAUUUCCAGAUGGAAGAUAACUUCAGCUGACACACUGGCUGCCUUGCUAAAAGAUCAGCCCCCUGAUGAUCAGGCUUCUGCAAUAAUUAAACGAUAUAUUGGCUUGGGAAAUGCCUUGAAUGUCACUGCACUGAAUGCAAUUGGUAUGAAAUACGUGUGCCUUCUCAAUGCAAAUGAGUUGAAUGCGAUAGACUCCAACAGCUUGAAACUGGCAUCUCUGAAUCUUUCAGCCUGUUCACAGCUUGCGAAAGACAUCUUAUAUGCUAAAGCAAAACGUGCUUUCUCAGACGAGGACUAUUUACCUGCUUAUUAUGGGCUUAUUGAACCAUAUCUAGGGGGUGCUCCUGGUGCGGAUCUCAGAGAUCUAAGCAAGGACAAUGUGAACAUGAAAGUUAGUACUUUGGCGAAGUUAAGGACAGACUCUUUGAUGAGCCUGACACCUUCUGAGGUUCAGGGCUUGCUGGGGAUGAAUCUUGGAGAUCUGGAGAAAUGGCAGAACAAGUUUCCCAUCCGGGAGUGGGUCCAAAGGCAGAAACAAUCAGAACUGGAUAAACUGCAUGUUGGGCUUACUGGGGGAACACAAGAAGGCUACAUGAACAUCGUCAUACCCAAAUUUCAGUCACCAUCCUCAGCCCCUCUGGGUACUGUGGCCAUGACACUCCACCUCUUGCCUGCUCUGCUUAUCAGUUUCCUGAUGAUGUCGGUCUUGUCUUGA